CUGCAGUACGUUCCUGGACCCAGAGACACGUCGUGCGAUGGGGGAGCAAGCGGUACAGCUGGCUAAAGCGGUCCAGUACUCCUCUGCCGGGACCGUAGAGUUCUUGGUGGACUCCAACAAGAACUUCUACUUCCUGGAGAUGAACACUCGCCUUCAGGUGGAGCACCCAAUCACAGAGUGUAUCACUGGUCUGGACCUGGUGCAGCAGAUGAUCCGGGUGGCCAAGGGUUUCCCUCUGCUYCACAAACAGGAAGACAUCCCCAUCAACGGCUGGGCUAUAGAGAGCAGAGUCUACGCUGAGGACCCCUACAAGUCSUUUGGUCUGCCCUCCAUUGGACGCCUGUCGCAGUACCAGGAACCCAUCAACCUCCCAAAAGUGCGUGUGGACGAGUGGGCAAUCCAAGAUAGGAAGUGACAUCAGUAUC
Molecule: messenger RNA, 425 nt
Organism: Salvelinus sp. IW2-2015
Lineage: Eukaryota; Metazoa; Chordata; Actinopteri; Salmoniformes; Salmonidae
Product: propionyl-CoA carboxylase alpha chain, mitochondrial-like
Cellular component (GO): mitochondrion
Molecular function (GO): metal ion binding; propionyl-CoA carboxylase activity; ATP binding
Source: RefSeq, a predicted model, not a curated record